Cyanistes caeruleus (blue tit) is the source of this 1555-nucleotide messenger RNA. The record is from RefSeq and is a predicted model, not a curated record. Lineage: Eukaryota; Metazoa; Chordata; Aves; Passeriformes; Paridae.
GGCGGGGCGGUGUGGGGUCGCAGGAUGAUGCUCUCGCGGGCCAAGCCGGCCGUGGGGGGUACCCCGCCUCCGGGAGACAGGCGGAGGAAGAAAGGGAAGGAGGUGCCACAGUUGGAAGAACUCUUGGCCCAGAGAGACUUCACCGGCGCGAUCGCCUUGCUGGAGUUUAAACAGCACGUGGGUGAGGAGGAGGAGGAGGAUGGCAACCUUUGGGUCGGAUACUGUGCAUUUCAUUUGGGUGACUACAAGAGAGCUCUAGAGGAAUAUGAGGCUUUAACCAAGCAACCAACUUGUAAUCCAGAUGUUUGGGUGAACCUUGCUUGUACAUACUUCCUUCUGGGGAUGUACACACAAGCAGAGCAAGCAGCUUUGAAAGCACCUAAGAGUGGUCUCCAGAACCGUUUACUCUUUCACCUGGCACAUAAGUUCAGUGAUGAAAAGAAACUGAUGAGCUCUCACCAAAACCUGCAAGAUGUUACAGAAGAUCAGCUUAGCCUGGCAUCUAUCCACUACAUGCGGUCCCAUUACCAAGAAGCUAUUGAUAUCUACAAGCGCAUUCUGCUGGAUAAUCGGGAAUACCUGGCUCUGAAUGUAUAUGUGGCCCUGUGCUAUUACAAACUGGAUUACUAUGAUGUGUCACAGGAAGUGCUAGCUGUUUAUCUUCAGCAAGUUCCUGACAGCACCAUUGCUCUUAACCUUAAGGCUUGUAACCAUUUCCGACUUUACAAUGGAAAGGCUGCAGAGGCAGAGCUCAAGAACUUGACAGAUAGUGCCUCAUCAUCUUUUGAGUUUGGCAAGGAGCUCAUUAAGCACAAUCUGGUGGUUUUCCGAGGAGGAGAAGGGGCUUUGCAAGUCCUACCUCCUCUGGUUGAUGUUAUUCCUGAGGCAAGACUGAAUCUUGUGAUUUACCAUCUCCAGCAAGAUGAUGUGCAGGAGGCUUAUAACCUGAUUAAGGACCUGGAACCUACAGCUCCACAGGAGUACAUCCUCAAAGGGGUGGUAAAUGCAGCACUUGGACAAGAAAUGGGCUCGAGAGAUCAUCUGAAAAUUGCUCAACAGUUUUUCCAGUUGGUGGGGGAAUCAGCCAGUGAAUGUGAUACCAUUCCAGGGAGACAGUGCAUGUCCUCCUGCUUCUUUCUUCUUAGACAAUUUCCUAAUGUCCUAAUUUACCUCAACUCAAUCAAGGAAUAAACUUCCGUAGAAUCUCUGCAGCUCUUAAAAUGGGGCUGCCCUCUAUGAAGAUUGUUUGCUUGGUAUUCUCUCGGGAAGCACCACUUUCAUCCAUGAUCAAUUAAAACUGCUUUAGGCAUAAGAAAGUCUCAGAGGACACUUUACUAUAAAUGUAUUGCCAGCUGCCCCGAGGGUGACAUUAUAACACUGUCAGGGAUUAACUGAGUAAAAAACAACCUGAUUCAGGCUCCACUGAGUUGUGGCCACAAUGGGAAUUCUUCAUUUUUAAGCUGGAUAUCUGAGCAUCUCAUUGAAAUGGACAUCACACAGAGGACGGUUGGUUUUAUGAAAACAUUGAAGACCUCUAAAAAUACCACAAGAGAGU